This is a messenger RNA of Mugil cephalus (flathead mullet), 4201 nucleotides long. It is a transcript of the gene atp13a1, whose product is annotated as ATPase 13A1. Gene Ontology annotation, biological process: intracellular calcium ion homeostasis; extraction of mislocalized protein from ER membrane. The coding region runs from base 163 to 3753 and encodes 1196 amino acids. The record is from RefSeq and is a predicted model, not a curated record. NCBI's taxonomy places the organism in Eukaryota, Metazoa, Chordata, Actinopteri, Mugiliformes, Mugilidae. The transcript has 25 exons. Gene Ontology annotation, cellular component: endoplasmic reticulum membrane. Gene Ontology annotation, molecular function: membrane protein dislocase activity; ATP hydrolysis activity; ATP binding.
GUUUACGUAUGCGGAAGCGACGGUCAGAGAGGGAGCGAUUCAGUAAACCGACCCAGAAGGUAGCACCGUACCAUUUCCAGUGUAUAUUCGUAUUUUUACUGGCUACCGUAAGACGGGGUGGUGGUGGAUGAUAGAGGGGGGCAGAGGGGGUUACAAAGUACAAUGAACGACAUCAGGAAAGGCGGGAGUAUGGCUGCGGACGGAAUCCGGGCACCGAGUGAGCUGCGAAUGGCCCCUUCUGUGAAUCACAACCAGCAUGACAGCGGCACCGGCGACGAGCUGGUGAGCUCAGUGACGCUAUACAGAAGAAGGCCCCGACUGCUACAUGGUACCAUCCUCCCGUUCCUGGCUGUUCUCUACCCGGGCUGGCUGUACGUGUGGUUAGGAGUAUACGGUGCCUCCGAGUAUCCAGAGCCAGGCCUCCUGGCGUUAGCCGCGAUCGGGAUCGCGCACGUCCUAACAGCACUCUCUGGUUAUUGGUCCGUGCACGCGCACUGUUGGCUCACUUGUUCCAAGGAACCAGACCCAAACAAGGCUACACUUGCAAAGGUCAUACCCACCCCCAACAAUGGUUCUGCUGAGCUUGUGGCACUACAGAGGGACCAGGAUGAGAACGGGGAGGGGGUUCUGUCUUUUGAAUUUCAAAAGAUCCGCUACGUCUUUGACUGGAAAGAGAAGAAAUGUUUCCUUCCAAUAGCAUUUCCCAUCAGCAACCCAAUGGGCUAUUUUCAGUCUUGGCGUGGCUACCAGGAGGAGACUGAACUUCGAGCUGCAGAAAAGCAGUACGGCACCAAUCGUGCUGAGAUGGUGGUGCCAGAUUUUCUGGAGCUCUUUAAAGAAAGGGCCACAGCUCCCUUUUUUGUUUUCCAGGUGUUCUGUGUGGGGCUGUGGUGUCUGGACGAGUACUGGUACUACAGUGUUUUCACACUGUUCAUGCUGGUGGCGUUUGAGGCCUCCUUGGUCCAGCAGCAAAUGAGGAAUAUGUCAGAGAUCCGGCGCAUGGGAAACAAACCCUACAUGAUCCAAGUGUAUCGCAACAGGAAGUGGAGACAUAUUUCUAGCGAUGAACUUGUCCCUGGUGACAUCGUCUCAAUAGGACGUUCGCCUCAGGACAACUUGGUACCGUGUGACGUCCUGCUACUCAGGGGGCGUUGCAUUGUGGACGAAGCCAUGCUGACCGGAGAGUCUGUGCCCCAGAUGAAGGAGCCAGUGGAGGACUUGGAUCCAGAGCGAGUCCUGGACCUUCAAACAGACUCUCGCCUUCACAUCAUCUCUGGUGGGACAAAAGUGGUCCAGCAUAGCCCCCCUUUAAAGGCCAGUGCUGGACUCAAGCCUGUAGACAACGGCUGUGUGGCCUAUGUGCUGAGAACAGGAUUCUAUACCUCUCAGGGUAAACUAUUACGGACCAUUCUCUUUGGUGUGAAAAGAGUGACAGCCAACAACCUGGAGACUUUCAUCUUCAUCCUCUUCCUCCUUGUAUUUGCCAUUGCUGCAGCUGUUUAUGUGUGGGUGGAAGGGACCAAGGAUCUCAGCAGGAACCGCUACAAACUGUUUCUGGAGUGCACGCUCAUCCUCACCUCGGUGGUUCCACCAGAACUCCCCAUAGAGCUUUCUCUAGCAGUUAACACAUCUCUUAUUGCACUAGCUAAACUUUAUGUAUUCUGCACAGAGCCUUUCAGGAUACCAUUUGCAGGGAAAGUUGAAGUUUGCUGUUUUGACAAGACAGGAACACUAACCAGUGACAGUCUGGUGGUACGAGGGGUAGCAGGCCUCAGAGAGGGAAAGGAGGUGAUGCCUGUGUCCGAGAUCCCAGUUGAGACACAUCGGGUAGUGGCCACCUGUCACUCACUGGUCACUCUGGAUGAUGGACAGCUGGUUGGUGAUCCACUAGAGAAGGCCAUGUUGACUGCUGCCGACUGGACACUUACUAAAGAUGAAAAGGUGUUUCCACGAGGCAUCAAAACCCAGGGACUUAAGAUCCACCAACGGUUCCACUUCGCCAGUGCUCUGAAAAGGAUGUCAGUCCUGGCCUCCUAUGAGAAACUGGGCUCCACUGAACUCUGCUACAUCUCAACAGUCAAGGGUGCUCCAGAGACACUCAGAAGAAUGUUUGCAGAAUGUCCAGCAAGUUAUGAUGAAGUCCACAAGGAAAUGUCACGUGAAGGGGCUAGAGUGCUGGCCUUGGGCUACAAAGAGCUGGGACAUCUCAGCCAUCAGCAGGUCCGGGAGAUGAGUCGUGAUGCUCUGGAGUGUGACCUGCAUUUUGCUGGGUUCAUGGUUGUGUCAUGCCCCCUCAAGAUUGACAGCAAGGCUGUCAUCAGAGAAAUCCAAGAAGCAUCCCAUCAUGUGGUGAUGAUCACAGGUGACAAUCCUUUAACAGCUUGCCAUGUAGCAAGGGAGCUACACUUCAUCCAGAAAGAACACACACUUAUAUUGCAGACAAGCCCUGAUCAAGGUGCGUGGCAGUGGGAAUCCAUUGAUGGCACUGUUCGUGUACCACUGCCCCCUCCUUCUGUUUCUUCUUUUGUGCGGCAGUUCGACUUGUGUGUAACAGGGGAAGGGCUGGCUAGAUUGAGCUGUGAACCCCGGCUACUCCACGCCCUGUUGCCUCAUAUACAAGUGUUUGCCCGUGUCAGUCCUAAACAGAAGGAAUUUGUGAUCACCAGUCUCAAGGGGCUGGGUUACGUGACACUGAUGUGUGGUGAUGGUACGAAUGAUGUGGGAGCUCUCAAACACGCCCACAUAGGUGUUGCUUUGUUAGCCAAUGCCCCUGAGCGCAUGCCUGAAAGAAAGAAGCGUGGAAAGGAAAAGGAAACAUCCACAGCAGAAUCCAGACCAUUGCCGCCUGUCAGUUCAGGGGCCAAACUGAGCUCCAGGGGAGCCAGGCAGCGGGUGAUGGCCCAGAGAGAAGAGCAGCUUGCUGCACAAAAAGAGAGGAUUAGUCAGGUAUUACGGGAACUUGAAGAAGAUCAGGUACAAGUAGUGAAACUGGGCGAUGCCUCCAUUGCUGCCCCCUUCACAUCAAAACUUUCCUCCAUACAGUGCAUCUGCCAUGUUAUAAAACAAGGCCGUUGUACUCUGGUGACAACGCUCCAGAUGUUCAAGAUCCUUGCCCUCAAUGCCCUAGUUCUGGCCUACAGUCAGUCAGUACUCUACCUCGAGGGAGUCAAGUUCAGUGAUUUCCAGGCAACCUUGCAGGGCUUGCUGUUGGCUGGAUGCUUUCUAUUCAUCUCUAGGUCAAAGCCACUCAAAACACUGUCCCGAGAGCGGCCCUUACCAAACAUCUUCAAUCUGUAUACAGUGCUGACUGUGCUUCUGCAGUUUGCUGUCCACUUCUGUAGCCUGGUGUACCUUUACAAAGAGGCUCAAAGCAGAAGUCCACCUAGAGAGGAGCAGUUUGUAGAUCUGUAUAAAGAGUUUGAACCCAGUCUAAUAAACAGCACAGUAUACAUAAUGUCAAUGGCCAUGCAGAUGGCCACCUUUGCCAUUAACUACAAGGGUCACCCUUUCAUGGAAUCUCUCAGUGAGAAUCGGCCGCUACUAUGGAGCAUCGCUCUGUCAGGUUUAGCGAUUGUGGGACUUCUCACUGGUUCGUCACCAGAAUUCAAUGAACAGUUUGCUCUUGUAGAUAUUCCCACUGAGUUCAAAUUAAUCAUUGCCCAGGUUCUGGUAGUGGACUUUGUUGCUGCUCUGCUGGUGGACCGUGUCUUGCAGUUCCUGCUGGGCAAAGGAACUCUCAGGCUGCCUUCUUGAACUCAGUGCCAACAGCAACUGCUGCUCUUACCAACCAAACUCUAAAGGGAGAGAAAACGUUGGAGGGAGAUGAGAAUGAAAGCUGUUGUUACAUAAACAAGACAGCUGAGACAGACAUGGCGUGCAGUACUGUACACUCUGUGUAUCCCUUCCUUUGUCCUGCUCUGCUCCUCCUUAACCAUCUGUGUUUCCUUUCAUUUUUUUCUACAUUUUUCUCUCUGUCUUUAUAUGUUUCUCCCCACUGCUACAAAAGGCCAUGAAAACAGCAGUAUUGAGUGGAGUGUGAGAUUGUGCCAGCCAGAGUGAAACGCAAAGGCACAAAAAGGGGCAUUCUCCAAGAGAAUUGCAAAAGUGUUUUGGAUUUGUUUUUUUGAUUCCUCUGCUUAAUUUUGUAAAAAGUGGAAAAAACAUCUUUAACAGACUUAUAAAGACUUAAAUAUACAAAUUA